AUGUUCUAUUUUCAAGUAUUCGCAUCCCUUAUAGUGUACGCUUGUUCAGUGAACGCACAGUAUGGAAUGUAUCGAAGCGAUUUCUACACUUUCGGUGUACCAGAAGACGCAGAUGCAGCGUGGAGGAUUUGGCAGGAUAAAUUGAUUCAGUUAGAGGAGAGACUUACACUGAGAUACAAUCACCAAAUAACGCUCUUGAAGGAACGACUUGAUGAGUUGGAAAAACAGGUUAAUGAUCUACUUAAAGUGAGCACCUACGACUGGGAAAUGGCCGAUUCGGGCUCAAUUUACAAGCUGUUCACCGAAAAGAAAUCGUUUGAUGACGCUCAGGUUGUUUGCAAGCAUUUUGGUGCGCAGUUGGCUGUUCUUGAUUCGGAACAUAAAAAUAAUUUUGCUAAAGAUAUGGUAAACAAAACGGUCAAGGACGAUAAUCAAGAAGCAUGGAUAGGUCUGAAAACGAAAGCAUCAAUGGGUGAUAAAUCGACAUAUUCGAAUUUUGCGGGUGAUCAGCCAGUUGAAGGAUGUGCGUCAAUGAAUCGUAAAGGUAAAUGGUCGAUUAAAGACUGUGAUCAAAAUAAGGCAUUCAUUUGCCAACGAAUAACUGUGCGUUAA
Molecule: messenger RNA, 612 nt
Organism: Anisakis simplex (herring worm)
Lineage: Eukaryota; Metazoa; Nematoda; Chromadorea; Rhabditida; Anisakidae
Source: the annotation of a GenBank genome assembly